AUGCAGGUGGAGUUCGUAUUUGUGAGAUCGGCGCAUGUGCAGGACAAGAUGUUGAGGAGUGCUGUUGCUGUCGCCAAACUAUUUUGGUGUCUGGUGCGGGAUAAAUCUUACCUUAACUUUGCUGAUACCGCAUCGGAGGUGGGAUCCUUCAUUCGUAUGUUCUCAUGGCUUUCCAACCUUCGGACCUUCAAUUAUUUGCUCAACAAGGAACAGCCUGGCGUGCGUGACGUUAUUUUUCUUAUCCACGUCCUUGCUGAGGGCGUCUUUAAGUUGGCUGACAAUGUAGCUUUCAUUGGACGUAAAUUAUAUGGGAGCACACCGCUUUUUCAACAAGCCGCUUAUAUAUCUCGUUUGGGUCUCUUCUUGGCCUGUCUGGCCGCCGUCGGGCUCUCGCUUUUUGACAUUCGGCAUAGUCGUCUCCCUGGCAGCCGACGAAAGCAACUCAUUACUCUUUUUCAGGGCGUGUGCGACCUCCUCACCGCAGCGGCUGAGGCUAGGGUCGCCGGAUUUGAAUUGAGUUGUCUUUGGAGUUCCCUGUUAACUUUGCUCAGCUCUCUUCUGUGGUGCGUGAACGGGUUUCGUUCCGCUGCCACUUCUGCCAAGCACCGCGCAGUUAAAUGCAUUUAG
Messenger RNA from Trypanosoma rangeli, 627 nucleotides. Its product is annotated as glycosomal membrane protein. The coding region runs from base 1 to 627 and encodes 208 amino acids. The transcript has a single exon. The record is from RefSeq and is a predicted model, not a curated record. Lineage: Eukaryota; Euglenozoa; Kinetoplastea; Trypanosomatida; Trypanosomatidae.